GUGCAAGUUUUGGUUUGUUCUCGGUUCAAUUUUGAACAUCUCACUUGAGAUCUGUAGUCUGUACGCAAGUAGAACCUGGCACGAGCUGAAUCGGGCUCAAGACACCAGCCAUGUUGAAAUCAACACAAUCUGUAACGCCAAACUCAUUCCACAGUUCGAUUGUUAUCAUAUUCCUCCUAAUCCCACUCAUCACCGCCCAAAGCACCACCAUCAUCAUAACCGUCGGUCCAACCAUCCCCACGGCCGCGCCCGAAUUUACCAACGAACGCACCUUCACCUCGGCCAUCCUGAACAGCACCAACUUCUACCGCACCAAACACAACGCCUCGUCUGUGCGCUGGAACUCAACCCUCGUUGAUUUCGCCUUGUCCUACCUAGACUCGACGUGCGACUUUGCCCAUAGUGGCGGGCCCUACGGCGAGAACCUCGCCCUGGGCUGCUCCAACGCUACGUCGUGCGUCGAGGCCUGGGGCAACGAACGCGAUGAGUAUGAUUUCGGGAAUCCGGACUUCUCGGAGGCGACGGGGCAUUUCACGCAGUUGGUGUGGAAGACCACAACGGAUGUGGGCUGUAGUGCGAGGAUAUGUGGUGACGCCGGGUGGUAUCUGGUCUGUGAGUACUGGCCAAGGGGCAAUAUCAUAGGGGAAUUUAGGGAGGAGGUGGGUGAUGAUGUCAAUGAGAGUACCAUGGUACGGAUGAAUGUGUAUGCUGUGGUAGCGGCAAUGUUGGUUACCUGUUUCUUGUUAUGACCAGAGUUAAUGCGCUUGUGUGCAUGGGUCGGGUGGGAUAUGGAUCUCUUGCGCUAUGCCAUAUACGCAGUUAGUGUAGCACCACAUGAGUGUUCUACAUAGCCUGUAUUUGAUUACCGCAUGGGGUUAUACUCUUGACACAAAAGAGUCACCGCAAGAUAAGGGUCCAUAUCGACACCAGUGAGAGUACCAAUGGAUGUGUUUUUCUUCGCGUUGCUAAAUCCUUUUGUUUUGUU
This is a messenger RNA of Pseudomassariella vexata, 985 nucleotides long. RefSeq names its product SCP-like extracellular protein. Lineage: Eukaryota; Fungi; Ascomycota; Sordariomycetes; Amphisphaeriales; Pseudomassariaceae. Bases 111 to 749 code for a protein of 212 amino acids. The transcript has a single exon. The record is from RefSeq and is a predicted model, not a curated record. Gene Ontology annotation, cellular component: extracellular region.